AUGAACAAUCCAGAGUUAUAUGCGGAAAAUAGUGACAUAGCACACGACAUCUCAGAAUCCAUAAUGAACAAAUAUGAGAGCUGGUUAUCAUGGAAAGAAAAUGAGAUGAUCAUGGACAUUGGAAUCGGAAGCGGAGAAGUCACAAAACAAACAAUUCUACCACGGAUCAAAUCAAACUUCAGGCAAUAUGUCGGUGUUGACAUCAACAAGAAUUUUCUGAGUUUGGCCCAGCGUAUCCUGAUGGAGGACACGAGGUUCAGAUUCGUGGAAAUGGAUAUCGCAACUGAUAUUGUACCAAAUGAUUUGAUCGGAAAGUUCGAUCAUAUAUUAUCUUUCUUAACUCUUCACUGGGUGAAAAACCCGAGGAAAUCUUUCGAGAAUAUGUAUAAAAUGUUGAAACCAGAUGGAGAGCUUUUCCUGAUGUAUUUUGCUAAGGUUCCUAUUGAUUAUGCCUUCACAGAACUCGGAAAGGAUCCAAAAUGGGCCAAAUAUGAUCACAGCAAUUAUAUUUCACCUUAUUUCCAUAGCAGCGACCCGCUGAGAGACUGUGAGAAGGACCUGUUAGCAGCGGGAAUCAAAAAUUACAAAAUACAAAUAGAGAACAUGGUAUCUCGCUUCCCAAGUGAAACAAAUUUCAAAAAUUUAUUAUAUUCAGUGAAUCCAAUGCUGAAGGACAUACCCAAGGAAGAAGUUGAAGACUAUAAACGGGAUUUCGUGGACUAUGCAUUGAAAAAAGGAGGUUACUAUGCAGAUUAUGAUGAACAUGGAGAAAAAUUCAUUGGAUCCAAAUAUAGUCUCAUAGUUAUUUAUGCUAAGAAAUGAUAA
Molecule: messenger RNA, 825 nt
Organism: Phaedon cochleariae (mustard beetle)
Lineage: Eukaryota; Metazoa; Arthropoda; Insecta; Coleoptera; Chrysomelidae
Source: the annotation of a GenBank genome assembly